AUGAUUGUCGACGCCGGCCACCUCUUCACCGACCAAAAAAUCAACCUCACCUACCCUUCCCAACUCCUCACCGUUCUCGAAACCCUCAAACGUCCGCUCUUCAUCCUAUUCAUCCCCUCUGCCUCAGACGAAUCGCCUCCAGAUCCAGCCGUCAAUUGGCGUUGUAGCAAAGAAGACGCCUAUGAAGUCGUCUGUCGCGAAUUCGGUAAAGGUCCUACUCCACGAUACCUCGCCGUUUUGGAAGUUGGUAAUAAGGAUGAAUGGACUUCACCAACAAACAUUCUAAAAUCCCGUUACAAAAUCACAACCUGUCCCCUCCUCCUCCGUACCCAACUAACGACCCUCAAACCCUCAACCGAAACCGGUAUCCAAACCGUCCAAUUCACACAAUUCGACGACAUCCCCCACAAACUACGAUUCUUCAAAAAGGCAGACAUCUCCCACCUCCCGACCUCACACUCCCUCUACAAAACGGAAAUUUACGAAUCGAGAGAUAAAGAUGAUGGAACGUUAUGGGACGGAUGGGAUUAUAGAUUUGAUAUAAUAUCGUAUCAAAACAAUCGAAGAAGGAAACAGACGAUUGCGAAGGAGAGGAUGAAGAUGAGGUAUUUGCGGGAGAUUGAGGAUUUGAGGGAGGUUGAUAUGGAGAUUAUGAAGUUUAUGGAUGAGGGUCAUGAGGUUGGGGGGUUUGGAAGUGGUGGUUGUGGUGGUGGUGGGUUUAGGUAUGAAGUUCCUGAGAAGGGGCUCGCGCCGUCGAUUAUUGAGACUGAGGGAGGGGAACAUCAUUUAAAUCGUGUUGAGACUUUGGAGGAAGAAGAAGGGGAUGGAGAAGGGUUUGUGGUUGGGAAGGUGGAGGUUAUGGAGAGUGAUGAUAGUGAGGAUGAGAAGAGGAGGAGGAAGGGGAAGAAGAAGUGGAGGGGGGAUGUGGAGUUGGAGAGUGCACUCGGAGAGGGGGUUGAGAAGGUUGAUUUUGAGAAGAGGUUUGAAGUUUUAGAUUAA
Messenger RNA from Orbilia oligospora ATCC 24927, 999 nucleotides. RefSeq lists its product as uncharacterized. The record is from RefSeq and is a predicted model, not a curated record. NCBI's taxonomy places the organism in Eukaryota, Fungi, Ascomycota, Orbiliomycetes, Orbiliales, Orbiliaceae. The coding region runs from base 1 to 999 and encodes 332 amino acids. The transcript is spliced from 2 exons.